CGCAAAGAGGAUGAAGAAGGAGGACGUUACAGAGACGAUUGCGAUUGCGAGAACCAAACAAAGAAAAAAGGGUUCGUUCUUCAGAAACUUCGAGAAAUUAUCCAAAGUUGCGAUGUUAUUGUGCAGAGUUCAGAAAAAAGUUUAUAAACUGUUGAGCAUGAUUUCACAUUUCAACAAUUACAUAGCUUUCUCCACCAUUCCUCGUCCAAAUCAAGGUCAAAGGUUCGACCUUUCUCGAGUUUCGUUCACGAUGCGGAGUUUUCAGAUUGAGAGCUGUGUGCGUAAGGAUAAAUCUGAGUUACAGAAGCACUCGUCUCAGCUACCCACUAGGUUUUUCGUUAAUCCGGUUCCAAGGGCUAUUAGGAAUCAAGCUCAAGAAGCUCUUUUUGAUUACUUGCAUUAUACUAGAAGCCUUACUUUUACUGAUGCAGAGCAUAUAAGCAAGAAUUCUCCGUGUUUUAUGUCGACUUUGUUGUCCAAGCUUGAUGAUAACCACAAGGAUAUAUCCAAAGGAUUGACUAAAUUCCUUAGGUACAAUCCCAUAAACGAGUUUGAGCCGUUUUUCGAGAGUUUGGGUUUGUGUCCCCAUGAGUUUGAGCCGUUUCUUCCACAGAAGCUAAUGUUUUUGAGUGAUGAUGGCAUCAUGUUUGAGAAUUUCCAUGCUCUUUGCAACUAUGGGAUCCCUCGUGGUAAGAUUGGUCGUAUGUAUAAAGAAGCGAGAGAGAUUUUUAGAUACGAAUCUGGGUUGUUGGCUUCGAAACUCAGGGAUUACGAAAAUCUGGGUCUUAGCAAGGGUACAGUUAUUAAGUUAGUUACUAGUUGCCCUUUGCUGCUGGUUGGUGGGAUUGAUGCUGAGUUUUCUUCUGUGGUUGAUAAGUUGAAAGGGUUACAAGUAGGAUGUGAUUGGCUUGGGCGGUACCUGUCUGACCGGAAAACAUAUAGCUGGCGCAGAAUUCUGGAGACAAUAGAGUUUCUUGAUAAAGUUGGAUGUAAAGAUGAGAAGUUGAGUAGCCUUUUGAAAAAGUAUCCUGCUUUAGUGAUCGAAGGCUCUGGUAAGAAAUUCUAUGUUCUGUUUGGUAGGUUGUUUAAAGCGGGGCUUCAAGUGGAUGAGAUUUAUAGCUUAUUUAUAGACAACCCAGAGAUGUUGUCAGACAAAUGUGUAAAUAAUAUUCAGAAGACGCUGGAUUUCUUGAUUGCUAUUAAAAUGGAAACACAGUUUAUCACAAAGAUUUUGCUGGGUCACAUGGAGCUUAUUGGUUCAUGCUCUCUGCAAGCACCUAGAACUGCUUGUCUUAGUUUGAACGUUAGACAAGACGAGCUCUGUCAGAUCUUAAAGAAAGAGCCUUUGAGAUUGUUCAGUUUUGUUUCUACAACAAAUAAGAGAAAAAGCAAACCUCUUUCGGAAGACUCGAGGAAACACUCAGAGAAGACAGCGUUUUUGUUGAGGCUAGGGUAUUUGGAAAACUCGGAUGAGAUGGUGAAGGCCCUAAAACAGUUUCGAGGGAGGGGAGAUCAGCUGCAGGAGAGAUUUGAUUGCCUUGUCAAAGCCGGUUUAAAUCAUAAUGUGGUUACUGAAAUCAUCAGGCAUGCUCCGAUGAUACUUAACUUGUCUAAAGAUGUCAUAGAGAAGAAGAUACAUUCCUUAACUGAACUUCUUGGCUACCCAAUUGAAUCCCUGGUAAGAUUCCCGGCAUAUCUGUGUUAUGAUAUGGAGAGAAUACAUCACAGAUUCUCAAUGUAUUUAUGGUUGAGGGAAAGAGAUGCAGCAAAGCCAAUGCUGUCACCAAGUACUAUUCUCACUUGUGGUGAUGCCCGGUUUGUGAAGUAUUUUGUCAAUGUCCACCCGGAAGGUCCAGCCAUUUGGGAAAGUAUAAACCAAUCAUCUACCUGAAGUAAUGUUUAUUGGCAAUAUUUCUUGAAUUUAGUACAACUGUGACAGUGAAGGAUGUGCUGAUGCAGCGCUACGGAUGUGAAUGAUUUUUAUGCCAACUAAUGAAACAAAUGGAAGGGCUUGGAGAUGGCAGGAAGAGCUGAGAUUCAGUAGUGUUGGCCUCUGCUUGUGAAAGAGCAAAAGUAUCUGCGGAGUUACAGAUUUGAUACAUAUCUAAAAUGCUAGUUCAAAGCUACCGCUGCUGUGUUGCACAGUACUGCUUGAAUUGAUUGAAUGUGAUUUGUAUACAGCAUUGGAGAACAACUGCAAAUUGUUUGUUGGGAAUUUUCCCCCUAAACCGUCUCUGCAAUAGCUUUCCUGUAAACGGAUAAACACACCUAACGUUUUUGAAGCAAACAGUACUGAUGGUAAUGUGUUAAGGUGGUUUGUGACACAUCUCUUAUCUAAGGAGCUAUGUCACAUGUGACUCAGAUGCGCUUUAACAACAACAAUAUCAUAUAUCUGUAACUUGUGUAAUUGACUGCUUCAGUUCAGAUCUUAAUGAAAGCAAAUUGUUUAACGUUUGAAGA
Messenger RNA from Capsella rubella, 2460 nucleotides. Its product is annotated as transcription termination factor MTEF18, mitochondrial. The record is from RefSeq and is a predicted model, not a curated record. Gene Ontology annotation, cellular component: chloroplast. Gene Ontology annotation, molecular function: double-stranded DNA binding. Lineage: Eukaryota; Viridiplantae; Streptophyta; Magnoliopsida; Brassicales; Brassicaceae. Gene Ontology annotation, biological process: regulation of DNA-templated transcription; chloroplast organization.